AUGGAUCGGUCGAAGCGUGCAAAGGUGGUUGAUGGAGACAUGAACGCUGCUAUAGUAUACCUGGAAGGCAAGGCAGCUGCUGAUCCCAUGUCUAUGGCCCGGUACAAUUUGACUGAAGAAGGUAUGUUGGGAAACAUGUUCUGGGCAGAUGGUCCUAGCAGAGUUGAUUUUCAACACUUUGGAGAUGUAGUUGCAUUCGAUUCGACGUAUAAGAAGAACAAGUACAAUAGACCCCUUGUCAUAUUCUUAGGUUCAAACAAUCACAAGCAAACAACAAUUUUUGGUUUCGGUUUGGUUUUAGAUGAGACAAUCAGUUCAUACAAGUGGAUGUUGGAGAACUUGUUAGAAGUCAUGUGUGGGAAGCUACCCUCUGUAGUCGUUACCGAUGGAGAUGAAUCAAUGAUUGCUGCAGUUAGGGAGGUGUUGCCCCGGGCAACCCAUAGGUUGUGUGCAUGGCAUCUGCAGAAGAAUGUGACCUCGAACAGCAACGAGCAGAUGUUCCGUGAUGUCUUUGCCAAGUGGUUGUAUGCUGACAUGGAGGUUGAAGAGUUUGAGUGUGAAUGGGCACAGGUUGCUGAACAGUAUGGGUUACUUAAUAAGUAUUGGGCGUUACAAUUGUAUGAAAAGAGGAAGAUGUGGGCAAAUGCGUACUUGCGUCGCAAGUUUUGCGCUGGGUUUCACACGAUGUCUCGGUGUGAGGGCAUCAAUUCCCAUCUAAAAAAAUUUCUGUCGUCUAGGCACACUAUUCUAGAGCUUGUGCAAAACCUGGAGCUACUAGUACGGGAGUACCAGAACAAUGAGCUGGUUGCACAGUUCAGUUCAAUUUACGGUGUUCCCGUUAUGACGACCCGUCUUGAUCCCAUCGAACAGUUUGCUGCAUCGGUGUACACGAAGGUCAUAUUCAUGCAAGUGAAGAAGGAGAUUGAGUCUAUCUCGAUCAUUAACUUCGUAAGCAAACGAAGGGUCUCAACAACCAUGGUGUACACGAUUGAGGAGUAUGGAUUCCCCGGGCAGAAUGUGGUGGCAUUGUACGAUCCAAAAAGGGGUAGGUUGGUAUGUCGAUGUGGAUUUUGGGAGAAAGAAGGUUUUCCUUGCAGGCAUAUGUUUUUUGUCAUGAAGCACGAACACAUAAAAAGAAUUCCCGAAAGCUUGAUUUUGAGACGAUGGAGGAAGGAUGUGAAGACAGUCAACGAAUACACUGAGAAGACGGGACUAGAGGAUGAGCGGGGUUUCUUGUUGAGACAUGGAGCCCUGCAUGCCGCUUCGCAGUGGAUGUUGUUCGUCGGAUCAAAAAACGACGAUUUGUAUAAGAAAUGCAUGAGCGGGAUCAGGCAGAUCUGCUAUGAUCUAGAAGCCCGCAGCGGCAAUGACACGAUGGAUAGGAGUUCGAAUGCUGCCGGUGCUGUUCGGGAUCCAACCGUUGUUUCUCUGCACUUUGACAUGCACGCUGAUCAAGGCAAACGGUUAGAAGAGGAAGAUCAUUGUCGUAGUGAGCAAGAUGGCGGAGCUAACGACACAUGGGACCAUGUAAUAGGCACGGCGCAAAGCCAAACCAGGAACAUGCGCGGAGUGGGUAACACCGUCGACUGGAACAUAGAGGUAAUCGACUUGUGGCUUGGUAAUCUCCCUUUUGAUUGUUCCUCGUGUUCUGAUUUCUCCAUCCAUAGAACAUGCUUUGUGGCAGAUAUUGUGUUUGGGAAUUUCUUGAUAUUUUAUUUCAUGGCGCUGUUCUUCGUUGUAGGUGUUGGAAAUAUUGCGGUUGUUACAAGAUCGCUGUUGAAGCUGAUGCCCGGAAUCGAGCAGCUGCAUCCAAGUUAG
This is a messenger RNA of Arachis duranensis, 1818 nucleotides long. RefSeq names its product protein FAR-RED IMPAIRED RESPONSE 1-like. The record is from RefSeq and is a predicted model, not a curated record. Gene Ontology annotation, molecular function: zinc ion binding. Gene Ontology annotation, biological process: regulation of DNA-templated transcription. Bases 1 to 1818 code for a protein of 605 amino acids. Lineage: Eukaryota; Viridiplantae; Streptophyta; Magnoliopsida; Fabales; Fabaceae. The transcript has 4 exons.